AUGUCCAGCAUAUCGACGCAGAGUCGCAGUCGCAGCACACACUGAAUUCUCUUUAGCUAGCUAAGAGAGGGUAGCCACACCAAGACAGGAUGCAGACAGCGAAGGUGAAGGCGAAGGACAUGGUGAGCUCGGCGAAGGAGAAGGUGAAGGAGGGGUCGGCAAAGAUGCAGGGCAAGACGGGCGAGGCGACGGCGGCCACGCACGGCGAGAAGGAGAUGGCCAAGGAGGCGGCCCGCGCCAAGAAGGACCAGGCCAACGCCGACAAGCACCAGGAGAAGGCCGACCACCGAGCGGACGCCGCCACUGGCCACCACGGCACGCGCGUGCCCCUCACCGGCCCGCACGGCCACCACGGCGCUGGCGCGGCCGUCGACCCCGCGUACCCGUCCUCCGGCAACACGUACCCGGCGUCGGGCAAGUACAUCUAGGUGACUGCGUCGGAUGAGCGAGGCCAGGGUCGUGGUCGCACUUGCGUUUUUGUGUACGUAGCGACCGAGAAGAUCGAUCCUGGCUGUACGCCUGCAGUACCGGUACCGACUGGUUAGUUGUAGAGGGUAUGCGGUGCGCACGUGCACGUGCGCGCAAGUCGUCUGGAAUAAAAAUGCUCUAGUUGCUGUUAGGUUGCUUA
Molecule: messenger RNA, 628 nt
Organism: Zea mays
Lineage: Eukaryota; Viridiplantae; Streptophyta; Magnoliopsida; Poales; Poaceae
Exons: 1
Coding region: 90-428 (112 amino acids)
Biological process (GO): embryo development ending in seed dormancy
Source: RefSeq, marked predicted